AUGGUUCUCCGAACCGCUGUUCUAACUAGGGAUGCGCCUGCUCCCAGCCUCCAUCUUUCUCAAGCAAUCAUCCACAAUGGAACAGUCUACUGCUCAGGCUCGUUCGGCAUGGACCCACAGACUCGUCAACUAGCCGAUGGGCCUUAUCAUCAAACUGCUGGAGCUCUCCAAAACCUUGAUGCCGUUCUCAACAAAGCGGGAACAUCCCUUCACAAUGCUUUGAAAGUUACGAUUUUUAUAUUAGAUAUGGACCACUAUGCCGAGGUCAACAAAGCGUACCUUGAGUUCUUUAGUUCAGAUCCUAAACCAAGUCGAACAUGCGUGGCUGUUGCUCAGCUCCCACUGAAGGGUGCUCAUGUGGAGAUGGAAGCUAUUGCAGCUAUUCCGGAGAAGUCUAGCAAGCUAUAA
This is a messenger RNA of Fusarium venenatum, 408 nucleotides long. Its product is annotated as Endoribonuclease L-PSP/chorismate mutase-like protein. NCBI's taxonomy places the organism in Eukaryota, Fungi, Ascomycota, Sordariomycetes, Hypocreales, Nectriaceae. Gene Ontology annotation, molecular function: deaminase activity. Gene Ontology annotation, cellular component: cytosol; mitochondrion. The record is from RefSeq and is a predicted model, not a curated record.